Messenger RNA from Jatropha curcas, 2313 nucleotides. Its product is annotated as transmembrane 9 superfamily member 8. Gene Ontology annotation, biological process: protein localization to membrane. The record is from RefSeq and is a predicted model, not a curated record. Gene Ontology annotation, cellular component: membrane. NCBI's taxonomy places the organism in Eukaryota, Viridiplantae, Streptophyta, Magnoliopsida, Malpighiales, Euphorbiaceae.
AUCCAAUUACAAUCCCAACGCCUAAGCUUCGUUUCUGCACCACCCUCUUAUUAUAUCACACGCACACUCUAUCGAUCUUUCCAUCCAAGAUAGAUAAAGUCACUACCUCAGAUCUAGUCUCCCUCGCUCUCUUUCUAAUUUGCAGAUAACGCCAUGGAACCUCGAGGAGGCAGGUCUUUACCUUUAUCAGCCACGAUCUGUGCAGCUCUUGCGUUUCUGAUUCUGAUCCAUGGCGGUCACUGCUUCUACCUUCCCGGUGUUGCUCCUGAGGAUUUCGUAAAGGGAGAUGAGUUGAAAGUGAAAGUGAACAAAUUGACAUCUACAAAGACACAGCUUCCUUACUCGUAUUAUUCUCUCCCUUAUUGUCGCCCAACCAAGAUAGUGGACAGUGCAGAGAAUCUUGGGGAAGUACUUCGUGGUGACCGCAUUGAAAAUUCUCCCUAUGUGUUUAAAAUGCGGGAGCAAAAGAUGUGCAAUAUCGUUUGCCGUCUUAAACUUGAUGCCAAGACUGUGAAGGAGUUUAAGGAGAGGAUAGAUGACGAGUAUCGAGUCAACAUGAUCCUUGAUAACCUUCCUCUCGUGGUUCCAAGACAAAGGUUGGAUCAGGAAUCUCCUGCUAUCUAUCAGCUUGGCUAUCAUGUUGGGCUCAAAGGCCAAUAUAGUGGUAGCAAGGAGGAAAGGUAUUUUAUCCACAAUCAUUUGGCAUUCACUGUGAAGUUUCAUAGAGAUUUGCUAACUGACUCGGCAAGAAUUGUUGGAUUUGAAGUUAAACCAUUGAGUGUUAAGCAUGAAUAUGAAGGAAAAUGGAAUGAGGAUAAGACUCGUUUAACAACUUGUGACUCCAAUGCAAAGCAUACAGUUGUUAAUUCCAACUCUCCUCAAGAAAUUGAAGCGAACAAAGAAGUGAUUUUCACAUAUGAUGUUGAAUUCCAGGAGAGUGAUGUGAAGUGGGCAUCUAGAUGGGAUACCUAUCUUUUAAUGAGCGACGACCAAAUUCAUUGGUUCUCAAUUGUCAAUUCAUUGAUGAUUGUCCUCUUUCUCUCGGGAAUGGUGGCAAUGAUAAUGCUACGGACACUUUACCGUGACAUAUCCAAGUACAAUGAACUUGAGACGCAGGAAGAAGCCCAAGAAGAGACUGGAUGGAAGCUUGUCCAUGGAGAUGUUUUCAGGCCCCCAUCAAAUUCAGAUUUGCUUUGUGUCUAUGUCGGAACAGGGGUUCAGUUUCUUGGAAUGACCCUUGUUACCAUGAUCUUUGCCAUACUGGGGUUCCUUUCUCCUUCAAACCGAGGGGGUCUUAUGACAGCCAUGCUCUUACUUUGGGUUUUCAUGGGCCUUUUUGCUGGGUAUGCCUCUGUGCGUUUGUAUAAAAUGUUCAAAGGAACAGAAUGGAAGAAAAUUGCUCUCAAGACUGCAAUUAUGUUCCCUGGAAUUGUCUCCGCCAUUUUCUUCGUCUUAAAUGCUCUCAUCUGGGGCCAGAAAUCAUCUGGGGCUGUGCCAUUUGGAACAAUGUUCGCUUUGGUAUUUUUAUGGUUCGGUAUUUCAUUCCCCCUUGUGUUUGUCGGCAGUUAUGUUGGAUUCAGGAAGCCUGCAAUUGAUGAUCCUGUAAAGACGAACAAAAUUCCAAGGCAGAUCCCAGAGCAGGCUUGGUACAUGAACCCAGCUUUCUCAAUUCUAAUUGGAGGAAUACUUCCUUUUGGAGCUGUGUUCAUUGAGCUCUUCUUCAUCCUCACAUCGAUCUGGCUGAAUCAGUUUUACUACAUCUUUGGUUUCCUCUUCCUAGUACUAAUUAUCCUCAUUGUCACUUGUGCUGAGAUAACAGUGGUGCUCUGUUAUUUCCAGUUGUGCAGUGAAGACUACUUGUGGUGGUGGAGAUCAUACCUUACAUCUGGCUCUUCUGCAUUAUAUCUGUUCCUUUAUGCGACAUUCUACUUCUUCACAAAGCUUGAAAUAACCAAGUUCGUUUCUGGGGUGUUAUACUUUGGAUACAUGCUGAUCGCAUCGUAUGCAUUUUUUGUGCUAACUGGCACCAUUGGAUUUUACGCUUGCUUUUGGUUCACAAGGCUUAUCUAUUCAUCGGUGAAAAUCGAUUGAUUCUGGCCAAUUCUUCUCUUUCAUCACCAAAACCAAACGGGGUAAGAUUCAAAGACAGUAGAUAAUUAUGUUCUUAGAUGUAAACAUUUUUGCUCAUUUUUGAAUGCAGACAAGACGAUUCCGAUGUUAUAGUCCCUUUUAUUUUACUUACAUUGAAGAAUGACCUUUGUUUCUUAAAUAUAUAGAUUAUCAGGAAGCUCCUCAUAUGCUUCCAUUUGAUCA